UACAGUGUUAAAACGGUGCUUAAAGCUCUCGAUGUACUCCGGCAUCAGUUGAAGCAAGCUACCAAAGAUUUAGAAACGCUCAACCGUCUGAAAGAGAAAGCUAUGCAAGAGCCUUUUGAGUUUGUAUCCAAUCUUUGCGACAAGCAGCGGCGUGUGCCACAAUUGCAACGUGUUGUGUGCGUUCCCGAAAUCGACUGGAAUAAGUAUCGAUUUAUACCCGAAACUCGGUUGGCACAAAAAGCAGAAUGUCUAAUACUGUACCAGAAUUCUCUCGAUACGAUCGUUACGCCUACGGCUACUACACCGACCAUGACUCCUACGGCGAAAGCAUUGAGUCGCGAUUUAGCUAGAGCAACUCAAGCGUUACGACAAGUCCCCUCUCGCGCAGGAUCUGUAUCCGAGGAAUCAGAUAAAGAGUCUGACGAAGAGCAGUCUGUGCAAAGUGGAAUGGGCAAAGGCAAAGGCAAGCGCCGCACGUCAAUGGCACAGAAUGGAACCCAAUCACCCCUCGCUCCUCAGUCACCGGUCCAUGAUGUCCGAUACAAUGAAAAAGCGCCUUCUUUCCGCUUCAGAUCAAUUGAACCACGUCUUUCUGAAGAAUUAUCAUCUACCGACGACAACAAGUUGGCUACGCAUAAUCUACCGUGGUCCGAUGAAGAACAGCGUCGUUUGGAAGAAUUACUCGAGAUUUAUCCUGAUGAGCCUGUUCAAGCGCAGCGGUUCAAUAAAAUCUCGGCUGCGCUUGGUACACGAACGCCGCGACAAGUUGCGAGUCGCGUUCAAAAAUAUUUUAUCAAACUGGCCAAGCUGGGACUCCCUGUGCCUGGAAGAAUUACUAUACCGCCCUCUUGUUUGCCAAAAUCGGAUCGCGGUGGAAGUCAUAAAGCCAAGUCUCGCCACGGCAAAAUUUCCAAACCGAAAUCCAAAGCUGCUGGCAAUCGUGCACGACCAGCUGUACGUCGAGGCGGCUCAGGCUAUAAUGCCUUUGUCUCAGGCGGUUUAACAAAUAGCAGAAUCUCCGGAGGAUACUACUCUACCUCUCAGGCUCCGCCUGCAUUACUCAUGUCGGAUGAAGAAGAUACGGACAUUAAAGAAGCAAUGCUUGAUGUGGCAAAAAAUUCUGGGAAAAAGGUAUUGUUGAACGCGGGCAGGCAUGGUUCGUUUUCGUGCGAUGGCUGCGGAAUAGAACCUAUUGUUGGUGUACGGUAUAAAUGCACUGUGUGCGAUGUGAGCGAAGAAAUUGAUUUAUGCAGUAAAUGCAUGGCGGCCGGAACGUUUUCCAAUGGUUUGUCGUGA
This is a messenger RNA of Radiomyces spectabilis, 1296 nucleotides long. RefSeq lists its product as uncharacterized. The annotation marks the transcript as partial. Lineage: Eukaryota; Fungi; Mucoromycota; Mucoromycetes; Mucorales; Radiomycetaceae. Gene Ontology annotation, molecular function: zinc ion binding. The record is from RefSeq and is a predicted model, not a curated record. The transcript has 8 exons.